This is a messenger RNA of Physella acuta, 1216 nucleotides long. RefSeq lists its product as uncharacterized. The record is from RefSeq and is a predicted model, not a curated record. NCBI's taxonomy places the organism in Eukaryota, Metazoa, Mollusca, Gastropoda, Physidae.
CCUCCAAACUUUGUGUUACUGAAACACAAAAACAAGCGAUAAAAAAUGUGGGACUAUGUUAAAGUGAGAGUACUAGCUUUCCUAGUCCUAGUGGUCGGUGUAUCCUCCGAUUGCCUUAGAUUGAACUGGGGUUCCAUCUCCGCUAAACCAGGGUUAUCUGAAUGUAACCGUACGAGCGACUACCUCUCAGGCCUGUGCCGGAGCAAUGACGUGAAGCUGAACGAGUACAUCGACAACCUGGAGCACGUCCAGUGUUGCUCUAAGCUGGAGCAGUGGAAAGAAGGUGGAGAUUACGUCAGCUGGCCGGCGCCGGGUAAUGCCUGGUCCUGGGCUUUAUGCCCGGUCGGGUAUUUCAUUACUGGACUGUACAGGAUAAACGAUCAUCCGAAUCUCAGCAGUCUGGGAGCAGGACGAUGCCAUAAGCCUCAGAACCACCCAGCUAGUUAUGGUUAUUGUUACGAUAAGCUAAUCCGGUACUGCAAUCAGCAACCAGGAUGCUGUAAAUGCGACGAUGAGUUUUACCUGGUCGGGUUGUACCGCUGUGGAGAGCAACACUGCGUAGAAAAGGUGCGCUGUUGUACAAUGGCCAGGACAACGGUGGUCGACGUGCACGCGAACUGCCAAGAUGUCAUCUGGGCUGAUAGCUUUAAAAUCGGAGGGUGGACGCAAUGUAAACGUCCUGGCGACCUCAUCACUGGUAUAUGCCUGAGUGUGUUUAUAGGGAGAUACGAUUAUAACGACAACGUUGAAAAUGUCGAGUGCUGCUCGAAACCAGACCGAUGGAGAAACGGCACCGAUUCCGUUAGUGUAAACUGGCGGAAAACUUUGGACAAGAUCAACACCUGGUCUCUUUGUCCGGCUGGUUAUUUCCUAAGCGGCCUCUACAGAUCAAAAGGUAACUGGAGUCCCGACUACAUCGACCAAGCCCAGUGCCACAAGCCGCUGAACCACCCCGCCAGCUACGGUUACUGUUACGAUCUAGACAUCACCGGGUGUUUGAAGCAGGCAAGCUGCUGUCGUUGUUUCACCGGGACCUACGCUGUGGGCGUGUAUCGGGUUGGGUGUAAUGAUCUGCGCUGCUUGACCAAGCUUCGGUGCUGCAGGAUGGCAGAUAAGCCAUGAGAUAAGCCAUGAUCACAAACGCUUAUACCCGAAGGCACAGAAAGUAACUUCAUGAUUUAAAAAAAAAAUCAAUAUUCUCACUUGGAAACCAUUC